CACGACAUUGUUUGGAUGUAUAUGGAAAUAAGGUGGAUGAGACUUGAGAGUGUAGGCAGACGUGUGGAGGUUGGACGAGAGGCGGGUAUGCGUGCAUUUUGCAAGAGAAAUUCCGAAAGAAGGGAAUAGGAAAAGUGAUAGUUUCAUGGUGGAGUGCUGCAAAAGAUUCCAGAGGGGAUGCGAGCAAGCUUUGAUAUGUUGGAAGGUGAAGUUUUGAUGGAGAGGCUUGGAGAUGGAGUCGAGUCGAGUCUGUCGAGACCUGGGUUCGUCCCUUUAGUGUGUCUUCUCUGCCAUUUUCUCGCAUAUAUUUAUGAGAAAUUUCCUCUUCGUUUCGAUCAUUCACAACCAACAAAACCCAAAACCCAAAACCCUACUCUUCAAAACCCUCUUGCAAAACCUAUAAACCCUUCAAUCGUCAAACCCAUCUUGUUCCCAAACCAGGACAAUCAUUAGCCUCAAUGUGUCUGCAAUGCAUUGAAGAAAACGUGGGAAAAAGAAAUGAAUUUACUUUUGUUUUAUGUUGCUAAAGACCAUGGAAGCCUCACAGCCUUUAGCGACUGAAAGUUUUUCAUACAGUUGGUUGUCAAACGUAAGACCCACCUUGGAUGGACUUGACAGGCCAUUUAGAGCAUCACUUGAUAGUUCUCAUGCAGCCACCUCGAAAGAAUUGGACUACAAGAUGAUAAAGUCGAGGAGAUGCUCUGAAGAAUCCCAGGACUUUGAUUUCAAAAUUCCCACAUCCCAAUCUCCUCCUCUUGCUCAUGCUGAUGAGCUUUUUUUCAAUGGAGUCAUUAAACCUGCAUCUGUCAACCCAUCUAGGAUAGUGGUGUCCAAUGACUCUAAUAACAAUCCUGUCAUGCCUUCCUCUUCAUCCUCUUCCAGAAUUGCUAUUCAAGUGGUUCAAGAUCAUAACAGUCAUUUUCUGAGAAGAUGGAAAAAACCAUUAGAGCGAAUCUUGCUGAAGUGUUUUGGAUGUUUUAGACCUUUAUGCCAUAAAAUAAAGGGCUCAAGAAAAUGUACUAGAGUUGAUGAUAUUGAUAGGAGAGUAUCGGAAGUUAAGAGCUGGAGCAAGUCACCACAAGCAUCUCCACAACCAAGUAUGGUUUGUUCAACAGGUGAUUGCCGUGAUAGGGAGAGCUCAAUUUAUGAGGCGGUUCUUCAUUGCAAAAGAUCAAUAGAAAAAUGAUGUCUUUUGCAUAGAAAGAGAGAAAGAGAAGGAGGUGAGAGCUUCUAGAAGUACAUACAUGGUAGGAGAUCAAGCACAACCUGUUCUUUGUCCUAUUUCACUGGCCUCUUUCUUCUGGUUAUUUUGUGUAAAUUUUUGUCUUGUGAAGCAAGACAAGCUUGACAGACACAUAGCUGUGCUGACAAAACAAUAUGAAAAUCGGAUGUUGUUUGUGUCCUUC
Molecule: messenger RNA, 1406 nt
Organism: Corylus avellana
Lineage: Eukaryota; Viridiplantae; Streptophyta; Magnoliopsida; Fagales; Betulaceae
Product: putative membrane-associated kinase regulator 6
Source: RefSeq, a predicted model, not a curated record